ACUCCCAAUAUUUACCUCCCCCCCUUGCCUAAACCGCGGUUUUUUCUUAACGGCCCUUCAGUGUUUUUGCUUCCAGCAAUUCUCCCCGCCUAUCCGCGCUCUCCGCCCGCCAUGGCUCUUCACACUAUUGCCGUGACCACCGGCUCGAGCCUCUCGCACAUCGCGUGCCCAGACAGGUCGCGCACGGCGGCGAUCGAGCGGUCGUUCGACACCGCGCGGGUGUCGACCUCCGCGCCGAGAGCCCGCAAUGUCGCCGUGGCUGCUUCCGCCAGCGCCUUCCCCUCCGCCACUGCCGCCUCCGCCUCCGCCUCCCCCAUUCUCCUAAACCCCCUGGCGCAAACGUCGCUGAGCGACCCGUUCGUGAUGGCGUCGUCCCCGUCGACAGCGGCGGCGCAGCGGCACGCGGAGGCGGACGUGAUGGGGCUGCUGCUGCGGCAGCGCAUCGUGUUCCUGGGCGCGGAGCUGAACGACUUCGUGGCGGACGCCAUCGUCAGCCAGUUGCUGCUUCUCGACGCGCAGGACCCCAACCGCGGCAUCCGCCUCUUCGUCAACUGCCCCGGCGGCUCCAUCAGCGCGGCGAUGGCUAUCUACGACGCGAUUAACUACUGCCGCGCGCCCGUGUCCACCGUGGCAUUCGGGCUCGCGGCGUCCACGGCGGCCGUGGUGCUGGCGGGCGGCAGCAAGGGGCGGCGCAUGGCCAUGCCGAACGCGCGCAUCAUGAUGCAUCAGCCCAUGGGCGGAGCCAGCGGCCAGGCCAUCGACGUCGAGAUCCAGGCCAAGGAGAUCAUGUACCACAAGUCCAACAUUGCGAGGAUACUCUCUGAAAUCACCGGGCGCUCAGCUGAGCAGGUGGAGAAGGACAUUGAUCGUGAUCGCUAUAUGUCACCAGUGGAGGCCAUGGAGUACGGCCUCAUCGAUGCUGUCAUUGACAGCGAUGCCAUCCUGCCCCUGCAGCCAUCACCUGAGCGGGUGAAGCCCCGGAGGGAACACCUUGAGGCCGAUAAGGAUCCUCGCAAGUUCCUCAUUCCCACCAUCCCUGACUCAGAGAUCUUUUAGCUUUGGCUCGGCAUGUCCACUCCACUCCUUGUCCAGCUUCCUAGACCUAUAUAGUUCCAUGUAGGUCGACGUGUCUUCCCUGUCGCAUCACUUGCUGCCUCGACACCAUAUCACAGCCAGUUGGUAGAACUAAGACGUCAGUAGUUUGAGGUGCGUGAAACUCAAACAAAGGAUGACUUGCAGUGUUCGAUAUGCAUGAUUCAGCAUGCAUGGUCAUUUCAUGGUUCCUCCCAAUCUACAUAG
Messenger RNA from Closterium sp. NIES-67, 1299 nucleotides. The record is from the annotation of a GenBank genome assembly. NCBI's taxonomy places the organism in Eukaryota, Viridiplantae, Streptophyta, Zygnematophyceae, Desmidiales, Closteriaceae.